Messenger RNA from Mytilus californianus (California mussel), 2952 nucleotides. RefSeq names its product prolyl 4-hydroxylase subunit alpha-1-like. Gene Ontology annotation, cellular component: endoplasmic reticulum. The coding region runs from base 1386 to 2876 and encodes 496 amino acids. The record is from RefSeq and is a predicted model, not a curated record. NCBI's taxonomy places the organism in Eukaryota, Metazoa, Mollusca, Bivalvia, Mytilida, Mytilidae. Gene Ontology annotation, molecular function: procollagen-proline 4-dioxygenase activity; iron ion binding; protein binding. The transcript has 13 exons. Gene Ontology annotation, biological process: peptidyl-proline hydroxylation to 4-hydroxy-L-proline.
GAAAUAUUUAUUGCUAAGAGUGACAAAUAUAUACAAAGAAAGGACCCAAUAUGGGCUUAAUUUACGUUCAAAUAUUAUUGAAAUAACUAUAAACAUAAGAAACGAAGUUCAGUGCGAAAGACCCCUAUAGUUGUUUUCAGUAACUCUAAUCAUUACACUUGGGGCCUCGGUGACCGAAUAGUCCUAGUAGUUCAUUCACCAGCCUGUCAACACUGCCUUUGUGAGUUCGAACCCCUCACGUGGCAGGUGCGUUCGAAUCUAAUCUUAAUUGACUUGGAUUGACCGCCAUGAUAUGCCCAAUAGUGCUGAAAGUGAGAAUAAUGACCAACAAAUCAAUCAAUCAAUCAAUCAUUCCGUUUGGAAAAGUCAAACAUACACAAAAUUUAAGAAUAUUUGAACCAAAACAUCAUUGGGAUCAUUGAUGUUAUGAUAUAUACUGCAACUGAAAGGAAUAGUGAACAAUAUAUUAUAAAAACACUUUCGAAAUUCAUCAAUUUCUCAGCAUCGCUUGACUUUUGGCCUACCGUUCUUUGCUCUUAACUAUUAACUGUCGCAUGAUUAAAGGGAUUCCAAAUAAUUUUUCAGAAUCUUUGGUUGUACCCUGGCAGAAGUCGAACGUACUACAUCCCUAGGCCUGGCAUCCUGGCCCAACAUCCUCUUCAUGUAAAGUGAGCCAGCAUCUCAGACUUACUAGGGCCUCGGUGGCCAAGUGGUCUAAGUAGUCGAACUACUGUAUCACUAGCCUAUCAACACCGAGAUUGUGAGUUCGAUUCCGGCACAUGGCAGGUGCUUUCAACUCCAACCUUAAUUGACUAGGAAUGUCAGUUUUCCUACCGAAGGUUAAUGGAUCUCUCCGGGCACUCCGGCUUCCUCCAUCAAUAAAAACUGACCGCCUCGAAAUAGCGCAAUAGUGCUGAAAGUGCUGUUAAACACCAACAAAUCAAUCAAUCAAUCUCAGACUUACUAGCUCCCGUACUCUAGGCCAAAAUAUCUGACUACCAAUUUGAAACCAUGUUCAAAAAGAUACAAACUAAAGCCAGAAUGCUAUCCUAUAUAAUUAUAUAAUGUUCACAGACCUAUUUCUAAAGAAUCAAAAACGAUCACAAGAAGAGAAGAUAAAGAAUAAAAAUCCUGUGGAAACUUUUAAUCUUAAUUGAAACGUUAAUUAACCCUGAAAUACUGAUUUUCUCAUUAGUAUGAAAAAAAUGAUUUCAUUUAAACUUUUUUUAAAUGUGUUGAAAUUUCUUAGAUCACUACAUGUUACCCAGAUUGUUAAACUGUAAAAAGUAGGCUUUCCAUUGCUCAUAUUUUGUUAAUUUAUUCAAAUUGGAUAGGAUGGCUCGACCCGCUGACGUCAAAUAUUCUCUGCGUAUAAUUGAAUUCAUAUGCCAAUUUUGUAUUUUAAAAGAUUUCUGAAAACUACGGAAAAGAUUGCUGAAGAUGCAAAACCCAUACACAGCCCGAUAGAUGCCUUCCACUUACUGAAAAGAUGGGUUGACGACUGGCAGAAAUGUUUCGACAUUGCAUUGUGUUCAGAAUGUACAAUUGAUGAACCAGAAAUAGAAUUUAAUUCAAGUCGGAGUAUCAUUGAGAGUCGUCUUGGUGGAUGGCCACAACGAAGUGAUUUGGAUGCCACGGUAGAAGCCAUAUUCCGUCUUUGGGAUGUGUAUGAAUUCGAUUUGCGUGAUUUUUUACAUGGAAAGAUAUUCAAGUACCAAACCGAACCUUUGACCCCUUUGGAGGUCAUUUACAUUGCUAACAAAGCAGAAGAUGCACAAAACAGUUAUAAUUCAAUAACAUUUCUAGAAGCGUUGUUGCAUGAAAUUGAAGACGGGACCUUACCUAACAGCCCUGUGGAUAAAACAAAAUUGUCUAGAAUGAUCGCCUCUGCUUAUAACAGGAAUAACAUGCCAUGGAAGUCGGUAGAACUUUUGAAGGAACGUGCUAAAGAAGAACCAGAAAAUAAAAGACUCCAGAAUGAUUUUAAGUACUUCGAAUCAAGAGCAAAUAGCAUAUUGGACAAUGUGACGGUUUUAGAAAAACCAAAUACAAAUAUUAUAAUGAUUAUUCCAACCACGAGGAUCUUCUACGAGGAGGAUAUGAUAAGAAAAUAUAAAACUUUAUGUAGAAGGAUUAUGAAGAGUCACAGACAUUUAUCUAGGCUGUUUUGCUUCUACAAGACGACUGAUAUUCCAAUUUUUCGCGUUAAAGCUGAAUUGGCGAAUAUAAAGCCAAAUAUAUAUUUAUUUCACGACGUAAUAUCAGACAAUGAAGUGGACUAUUUACGGAAUACAAGCAGCGAAAAGAUGACACGAUCUACAAUUCUUGAAGACCUCAGUAAAGGAACCAUGAAAGUAGCUGAAAAUAGAAUAAGUAUGACUGCAUGGUUAUCUGACAUUCAAUAUCCCAUACUCAAAAGAAUAACAUCACGUGUGAAAAUGAUAACAGGACUUGAAACUGAAUAUAAAGAAAGAUUCAGCAACACAGAACAAUAUCAGGUAGUAAAUUAUGGAGUUGGUGGAAUGUAUAGACCACAUCUAGAUGCAUUGUUUGAAGCAGCCAGCAAAUCAUCAGGACCUGAUACAAAUGAAUCUGGGGAGAGAAUAGCAACGGUUAUGUUUUAUCUUUCUGAUGUAAUGUAUGGCGGCGCAACUGUGUUUCCUAAUGUAAAGGCCAGGGUAUCAGUAAAAAAGGGGUCUGCUGCGUUUUGGUAUAAUACACAUCUCGAUGGUGAGGUAGACACUAGAAUGUGCCAUGCAGGAUGUCCUGUACUUGUUGGAUCAAAAUGGGUGAGCAAUAAAUGGAUUCGAGAAAAUGGACAACUCUUUAAAAAACCAUGUGGACUAAAACAUCAUUUACAAGAUACAAAGUUAUAGCAGAAUAACAUCAUUGUAUUGUCAUUACAAAUCUUAUAAUCUGUAGCUGAUAAUCAAAAAAAAAAUAAAAAUUAGG